UAGGCCUCGUUUUGGAAACAAAAUAACCAGCUGCGAAGUGUCAAUUAUCGUUUAUUAAUCGCUUUAGUAAUCAAGUUUUAAGGCAAAAUAAAACAGCAUUGAAGCAAAGAUCGUGUAGAAAAUGGAAGAAUCCGAUAGCGGACAGCAGUCGAAAAGAUGCCCGUGUGGUUUUUGGGGAUCAUCUCAGACAUCUGGACUAUGUUCAAAAUGUUACAAAGCAACAGUUCAGGAAAAGACACAAGAAGGAAUUGAUGCUAAAAGUGAACUGCUAAGAAACCGCCAGACUUCCUAUACAAGCCACGAUGGUGUAGGUGCUACCUCUUCCACAUUUUUGUCUUCAAAUCGCAAUCAAUCCUCUAACUCCACAAUGGAAAAGGCGGAAGAGUUGUUGAGACAAGCAGUUAAAAACUCUAGUGUAGAUAACACAGAAAAAUCUAUGACAACAGAAAAAACUGUGCCUACAACAGUAACAUGUACAACACAGACCAUGGCAAACUCUGUGGAGUGUGAUAGUUCUAAAGACAAUAAAAAAGACUUGAGCGUUGUAAUUGCUCCAUCUACCUCAGAUAAUGGUGCAGCAUCAAAUGAGAAAAAUGAGGCUGUUGUAAAGGACUCUCAACCAUGUACAACAGAAUCAGAAAUAGUAUCUGAUUCGGCCAGUCCAGAUAAACGUGGAGUGAAAAGAGACAGCAGUGCUCUAGAUGAUACAACACCUACUUCAACACCAGAGAAACCCGGCAACAAAAGUAAGAGGAGAUGUAAUGUCUGUAAGUGUAAAUUAGAACUGGCACAGAGAACGAUAGGAAAAUGCAAAUGUGAUAAUGUCUACUGCUCGCUUCAUCGUCUACCUGAACUUCACAAUUGUGACUUUGAUCAUAAAGAAGAUGGACGUAGGGAGGCAAGAGAGAAAAUGGUGAAACCAACACGUCAUCUCGGAAAUACCUUCAAGCGUUUAGAUUCAGAUUCUUGAUGUGAAACAUGUAUAGAAUAAUUCAUAUCGUACAUUAUUUUAGCAAGAUUUGAAGCAUUUAGCAGCAACUUUUUCUAUUCUUUUUUUUAUCGGAGUACUGGUAUCUAGUAUUAUUGUUGAAACGUUUAGUUGUCAUGGAUAACUGGCAAUUUUCAAAUCAUCUGAGCAUAAAUAGAUUGUCUAAUUGAAGUAUGUUAUCAUUGUAACAGGUUUUCUUUGUAAUAACUGUCUUAAAUGUCAAGCAUAUUUAGUGGUAUAUUAACAAUAUUCCAGUCAACUAUAUGUAACAGUGUGCUGGGGAAUAAAUUUAUAAACCAGAUUGAUUUGUUAAUUAAGUCUACAUACAAGACUUUAUGCUGGCAGUUCUUUGUUAUCAACCUGUCUUAGAUAUUUAGAUAUCAUGAAAAAGUUUUCUCACAGGCAAAAUAUUUUUAACUGUUUAUAUAUUUAUUAUGCCCCCCUUUGAAAAAGGAGGGGUAUAUUGUUUUGCAGAUGUCGGUCGGUCGGUCAGUCGGAAUGUAGACCAAUCCGUUUCCGGAUGAUAACUCAAGAACGCUUGGGCCUAGGAUCAUGAAAGUUGAUAGGGAGGUUGGUCAUCACCAGCAGAUGACCCCUAUUGAUUUUGAGGUUUGUAUGUUAAAGGUCAAGGUCACAGUGACCCUGAAUAGUAAAACGGUUUCCGGAUGAUAACUCAAGAACACUUGGGCCUAGGAUCAUGAAAGUUGAUAGGGAGGUUGGUAAUGACCAGCAGAUGACCCCUAUUGAUUUUGAGGUCAGUAUGUUAAAGGUCAAGGUCACAGUGACCCUGAACAGUAAAACGGUUUCCGGAUGAUAACUCAAGAACAUUUGGGCCUAGGAUCCUGAAAGUUGAUAGGGAGGUUGGUAAUGACAAGCAGAUGACCCCUAUUGAUUUUGAGGUCAGUAUGUUAAAGGUCAAGGUCACAGUGACCCUGAACAGUAAAACGGUUUCCGGAUGAUAACUCAAGAACGCUUAGGCCUAGGGUCACGAAAGUUGAUAGGGAGGUUGGUAAUGACUAGCAGAUGACCCCUAUUGAUUUUGAGGUCAGUAUGUCAAAGGUCAAGGUCACAAUGACCAGGAACGUAAAAUGGUUUCCAGGCAAUAACUCAAGAACGCUUGGGCCUAGUGUCAGGAAAAUUGAUAGUUAGGUUGGCCAUGACCAGCAGAUGACCGCUAUUGAUUUUGAGGUCAUUAGGUCAAAGGUCAAGGUUACAUUGGCCAGGAACAGUUAAAUAGUUUCUGAUCUUCUUGUCCAAAACCAUAGGGCCUAGGGCUUUGAUAUUUGGUAUGUAGCAAAAUCUAGUGGUCCUCUACCAAGAUUGUUCAGAUUAUUUCCCUGGGGUCAAAUAUGGCCCCACCCCUAGGGUCACAUGGUUUAUAUAGACUUAUAUAGGAAAAAACUUUGAAAAACCUCUUGUCCAAAACCACAGGGCCUAGGGCUUUGAUAUUUUGAAUAUGAUAUCAUCUAGUGGUCCUCUACUAAGAUUAUUCAAAUUAUUCCCCUAGGGUCAAAUAUGGCUCCGCCCUAGGGGUCACAUGGUUUACAUAUACUUGUAUAGGGAAAAACUUUGAAAAUCUUCUUGUCCAAACCACAAAGACUAUGGCUUUGGUAAUUUGUAAUGUAGCAUCAUUUAGUGGUUCUCUACCAAGUUUGUUCAAGUUAUCCCUCUCGGGUCAAAUAUGGCCCCGCCCCAGAGGUCAUAUGGUUCAUACAGACUUAUACAGGGAAAAACUUAGAAUCUUCAUGUCCAUAACUUACAUCAUUCAAAUUUGGACCACAUGUAUAGUUUUGAGUGGCAAGAUGAACCUUGACAUGAGUUGACCUUGAUCUUAACCUAGUGACCUACUUUCACAUUUCUUUAUCUACAGCCUUCAAGUUUGGAUCACAUGCAUAGGUUUGUGUACUGAAAAAAGCUUUGACCUUGUUAUUGAUUGUCUGAAGGUACAGGCUUCAAAUUUGGACCACUUGCAUAGUUUUGUGUUCCGAAAUGGAAUUUGACCUUGAUUUUGACCUUGUGACCUACUUUCACAUUUCUCGAGCUACAGCCUCCAAAUUUGUAGCACAUGCAUAGUUCUGUCUACCGAAAUGAACUUUACCUUGAAAUUGAUCUAGUGACCUGCUUUCACAUUUCUCAAGCCACCGCUUUCAAUUUUGGACCACAUACACAUUGUUUUAUACCUAAAUGAAAUUUGACCUUGAUUUUGACCUUGAGCUAGUCUUGAAAUUUGGAACAUUCAAAAAUGGCUCAGUGGAUGGCGCCAAGAUCAAUCUGUAAUCUCUUGUUAGGUUAAUAGGUUAAAGGUCAAGGUCAGAUUAAACCAGAAUGGUAGGACUUUUGUUUACAGUGAGCAUAUAAUCUCUGUUCCUUGUGCAAUUACUGAAUGCAUCAAGGGGGGCAUUUCGUGUUCGACGAGCUCUUGUUUAUAUUUGAAUCUAGGAAAUUCAUACAUGGUUUUGCAAUGGAUGUUAGAAAAUUGGAAUGUAAAAUGUUGAAAAAAUUGCCAUACCAUAAUUACAAGUUUGCCAAUUUCUGGAAUGUGAUUAAGUUAAUAAUUUUAGUGUUUCUGCCUCACAUUGUUUUAUUUUGAAGAAAAAAGCCAGUAUCAUGUAUUCAAAUUUUACAGUUGCUUGUUUGACUUUUAGUAUGAAAAUAUAUGCUUACUUGUAUUUGAAGGACACUUCAAAGAAAAGUAAGAUACUGCAUCAUUAA
Messenger RNA from Mercenaria mercenaria, 3700 nucleotides. Its product is annotated as AN1-type zinc finger protein 3 homolog. The transcript is spliced from 6 exons. Lineage: Eukaryota; Metazoa; Mollusca; Bivalvia; Venerida; Veneridae. Bases 122 to 970 code for a protein of 282 amino acids. Gene Ontology annotation, molecular function: zinc ion binding; DNA binding. The record is from RefSeq and is a predicted model, not a curated record.